Petromyzon marinus (sea lamprey) is the source of this 9501-nucleotide messenger RNA. Lineage: Eukaryota; Metazoa; Chordata; Hyperoartia; Petromyzontiformes; Petromyzontidae. The record is from RefSeq and is a predicted model, not a curated record.
GUCGCGGCGAGGCGCCGAUUCGACGAAAUGACGUCAUCGCGCCCCGUCCCUCGCGGCGGCGUGACGUCACGACGCACGCCUGCCCUCCUCCCCCCCCCUCCCGUGUUCGCCCGCCAUCUUAGGCCUGGCCCGCAUUCCGCCAUUAUUGCCGCCUUAGCCCUUGGGCCGCGAAGCCCGAGUCGCGAGCGGGAAAAAUCGGCGCUUCUCACCCCCAGGCAUUUUUGUUGCGGACACCCGUGGGUUACAGGGUCCUUCCUUUGAGGACCCAGGCGUAAUGUCACAGGCUGUGGACGAUAUUACCCACAAGACAUUGCUUUUGGAGGUUCCGGCCGAGAUCAUCCAAAGCGAUGUCCCCGAGUGCGACAAACCGGACGACGUAUUGCUUGAGUCUGAGCUGGGUGGCGUCCCGAGCGUCAGGUCAGCCGAGGUGGGCACUGGUGGCAGCCCCACGCCCGGGGCCCUGGCACCGCCGGCUUCGGAACAAACGGACGAUCCCAUGAUGGCGGCGGCGGUGACGACAAUGGAACCACCGUGCGGCAUCGCUCUGGAACAUUCUGGUGUUAGUGCCGCCGUGCCCGAGAGCCUCGUGGAUGAGGGGGUGGUGCACGAGGGGAUGUUGGAUGUGGGUGUGGUGAACGAGGAUGUGGUGAACGAGGAUGUGGUGGACGAGGGUGCGGUGGACAUGGGUGCGGUGGACGAGGGUGCGGUGGACGAGGGUGCGGUGGACGAGGGUGUGGUGGAAGAGGGUGCGGUGGACGUGGGUGCGGUGGACGAGGGUGCGGUGGACGUGGGUGCGGUGGACGAGGGUGUGGUGGUAGAGGGUGUGGUGGUAGAGGGUGUGGUGGACGAGGGUGCGGUGGACGAGGGUGCGGUGGCCGAGGGUGCGGUGGACGAGGAUGCGGUGGAAGAGGGUGCGGUGGACGAGGGUGCGGUGGACGAGGGUGCGGUGGACGAGGGUGCGGUGGACGUGGGCGCGGUGGGCGAGGAUGCGGUGUGCGAGGGUGCGGUGGACGAGGAGGUGGUGCACGAGGAGGUGCACGAAGAGGUGGUAGAUGAAGAAGUAGAUGCCACGGAGACGGUGGAGUUGGAGGUGACAGUGGAGGAGGCGGUCCCACUCGGAGGCGACGCAGUGGACGUGGAGACGGAGCAGAUCGUGUCGGAUGUGACGAUCACCGUGGAGAGCUCGGAAAUGGUGGUGGAGGUCGGCGAUGACCAUGAGCUCUUGGCACAGGACGAUGUCAUAGACACCAUUGGCACCAUCGAGCAGGAGGAGGUGGAUGAGGAGUCUGUGUGCACAGACAUGGGGAACAUGGUGCAGAUGGUCGUGGAGGAGGUGGGAUCGGCAGGGAGCACCGGUGUCGUGGACGAAUCUCCGGGGCUGGUGGCGGUGACAUCGCAACCGCUGGCGGAGAUGGAGUUGGCGGUGGUGGAGGAGCCGACACCGGUGCUGCUGCCCAUGGCCUCUGCACCGGCGGUGGUGGCGAGCGAGGAUGCGGUGAGGGUUCGCGCCGUGUCCAGCGCCGCGGGUUGCAACGACUCCGAGCACGGCGUGAGUCUCGUGCCGGUUUCUGCUGCUGAGGAGGAGGAGACCACCACCGUGGAGAUGGUGGAGGUGGGCGUGGAGGAGGAUGAGGAGGAGGUGAUGCUAUCAACCGAGGAGGUUCAGGCCCACGAGACAGCGCUCCAUAUCGACCUCGCCGAUGACGAGCAGAUGAUGGAGGUCUCUGUACACGAAGUGGCUCUGGGUCCACAGGAGGUUGAGGAGGAGGAGAUCGACAGUGGGGUUGCAACCCAGGAAGUGGUCCUUACGGCACAAGAAGUGAUGUCGGAGGAAGUGUUGCCAGAGAUCCAGGUGUCAGAAGCUGACCUGGAGGUCCCAGCGUCACGUGCAUCCACCACGGCGCAGAGCUGCUGCUACACAGUGACGGUGGCAGACACAGAAGGGAUGGGCCACUCCGUGAAGCUGUCGAGCCAGCCGAUGGACGAGCAGCCGAGCACAGCACUAAGUGAGCGGCCGUCAGCCACCUCCACAAUCGACUCGGCGCUGACGCCCGCUGCGGGGCUACUGCUGCCCACGGAGAUCUUCCAGCAUGAGGAGAACGUGGCUGACGUGGCGUUGCUGCGUGGCAUCGCAGGGCAGAGCGGCUCCCUGCGCCUGGUGGAGGAGGAACCGCACCAGGAGCCAAGUGAAGUGGGCCCUAUAUGUGAAGAAGUGAUCAAGGUGUUCAUCUUUAAGCCCGAUGGCUCGGCCAGCGAGAUGGGUGUGGCCACUGGAGUGGCAGGUGGUCCUAUUCACACAGCUGUGUUGGAGCAAACGGAGGAAGCCAUCAACAUGGCGGAUGAGGUCUACAUGGAGGUCAUCGUCGGAGAGGAUGAAGUCUCGGCUGGAGUUGCUGAGACGACAGUGGAAGAGUCUGGGCUCAACAAGCACUUUGUGACCUGGGCGUCUGCUUUUGAUGUGGUGGAGGGAACGGACCAGACGGACGAGCAGACGGACGGGGAAGUUGGACCGGACGCGUCUCCCGGAGGCCUAGCGGGCCGCACCCCACGCCGUCACUCCGGAGAGAAGCCGCCCCGCUCACGCCGGAAGGGCAGCCGGGCCAAGGCUCCCGCCUUCACCGUGCGCACAGCGAUAAUCAUCGGGCCGGACGGGCUGCCCAUGAAGGUGUACCCCUGUGGCGUGUGCGGAAAGAAGUUCAAGACACGCGGAUUCCUCAAGAAGCACAUGCACAACCACCCUGAGGGUGAGGGGGGCGGCAACAUGGCCGCCAUCGGGGGCAGCAGCAAGGGCAGCGCCCGUAUCAGCGGCCUGGGCGCCGUGAGCAAGCGGCGCUACCAGUGCACAGACUGCGACUACACCACGGGCAGGAAAUCGCACUUCCACUCGCACAUCGAGAGCCACCGUCUCGUCUCCAACACCACACCUGUCUCUGGGCUGGUGCACACGGCGUGUGCGGGCGACCGUCCCUACGAAUGCGAGGAGUGCGGGCGGCGCUUCGAGAAAGCUGCGGCGCUGGGCUCGCACCGCCUCGUGCACCGCAACCGCCCGGCCAAGAUGCACAAGUGCAAGUUCUGCGAGUAUGAGACGGCCGAGCCGGCACUGCUCGGCCAGCACUUGGCGUCAGUGCACAGCCGCUCGCUGCCACACGUGUGCGCCGACUGCGGGCGCGGCUUCCGGCACCCGUCGGAGCUGCGCAAGCACGCGCGCACGCACACGGGCGAGCGCCCGCACUGCUGUCAGUACUGCGACUACCGCAGCUCGGAGGCGUACAACCUGAAGAUGCACGUGCGCGCGCGUCACAGCCGCGCACUCGCCUUCCCGUGCGGCGACUGCGGCGCUAGCUUCACGGCGCUGGGCGAACUGCGGCGGCAUGCGGCCAUGCACAGCGCGGAGCGCGUGUACGCGUGCCAGUACUGCGGCCACCGCAGUUCCAACUCGAGCGACCUCAAGCGCCACGUCAUUUCCAUCCACACGCGCAGCUUCCCGCACAAGUGCGAGGUGUGCGAGAAGGGAUUCCACAGACCUUCCGAGCUGAACAAGCACAUGGCAACACACAAAGGCAAGAAGGUUCAUCAGUGCCGACACUGCGAGUUCCGCACAUCCGACCCGUUUGUGCUGAGUCGGCACAUUCUCUCUGUGCACACCAAGGAGCUGCCCUUCAAGUGCCGCCGCUGCAAGAAGGGCUUCAAGCAGCAGAGCGAGCUGAAGAAGCACAUGAAGUCGCACACAGGCAAGAAGGUGUACCAGUGCGAAUACUGCGACUACAGCACCAUGGACGCAUCAGGCUUCAAGCGCCACGUCGUAUCCAUCCAUACCAAGGCCUACCCGCACCGCUGUCAGUUCUGCCACAAGGGCUUCCGUCGGCCAUCCGAGAAGCAGCACCACGUGCUCAAGAACCACAAAGAGCACAUUGUCAUGGGAACAUCGCCGUGAGUGUCUGGCCCGUCCGCACAAACGAGGAUUGGAUAAACAAAAAAAACUUAAGAACGGUGACCGCUGCCACCAAUGUCGCCACCACCAGCGCUUUCUCCACCAGUCGACUCGGCAUUACUGUGCCCAGGAAGCCUCAGAGAAUGGAAUUGCGUUGCAUUUACUUUUUGUUUGGCACGACUAUCCCUAUGCAAUCGGAAUGCGUCGGGCCACAGUGGAAUCCCGUCAUAUUAUUGUUAAGAAAGCGUCUUCUUCCCCGUGUAGUCGGAUUGUGUUUUGGGAAUGCAGGCUCGUCCCUAUAGAGUCAGGUGUCGUUAUUUUCCGCAGGCUUCACCCUAUGGAAUCCAAACCCAGUUUUGUGCAGCAACAUUAUAUACAUAUUGGAUUGAAUAAUUUGAAUUGUCAAGCUUGCUCUUAUCACAUACAAUUGUACAGCACUUUUGUAUCGCAAGCUUGUUCCUCUGGAAUCUUGAUGGUGUUUUUGUUGCGCAGUCGUGGACUCCUGGAAUCUGGUUUCAUGAUGGUUGAGCACACUUCAACCGGUUGAAUUGGAUUAUGCUCCUGUGUAACAGUCACUGCCCAGUGGCAUGGGAUCAUAUUUCUGUUGAAUCGUCUUGAGUUAUCCUUUCACAUGCUUUCUGGGGAAUCUGGUUGAUUACAUUGUACAACAUUUUUAUUAGCUUGCUGCCGAUAAAAUCUCAUGACAUCUGAUUUGCAAGCUUGGGCAUGUGAAAUUGGAUUACAUGUUGGAAAAUUUAACCAUAUACAGAAUCCAACUAUUACCAGGUCCUGGUUUCUGAAAGAUGCACUCUUGUCACGCAUAGAAGAGCCAGGCUUAUGUAGCUUAUGGUAACAACUGGUCUUGAACUACUUUGAGCCAAGCCUGUUUAGAUGAAGCUAACUUCGGGGUUGGGCUUGCGAGUAUAAAAAUAAUAUAAAAAUGAAGUUGAUUUAUGCUUAUCAAUCUAAAAUUUACUUUUAAUAAACAGAUACCAUUCUACGUCUUUACCCCCAAUGGCGGAGCCAGGAUUUUGAUGAAAAAUGGAGGAGUUGUUAGUAAGUAAGGACUUGUCCCUUGCUUUUAUAUUCGACUUGUGUGCGGUGAUGGCACAGCCAUCGAUCGAGGGUCGAAUUCGAACCGUGUGUGAUCGGCAUCGCGCUCGCUGAAGGUGAAUGCCUUCAGGGAAGUCGCGGACUCUGUAUACACAACUGCGCACAAUUCUUUGAGUCACUUAUAACUGCUUUGCCAUUACUUAUUGCAAAUUAUGGAUUCAGACUAUUGUCCUAUCAUCUCAUAGAGUCCCUGGCACGUAAUAAUAUGCUACAUAGUGGCAGUGGGGGUUGCAAACUGCCGAAUUAUUACUAAUAAACUCCAAUGAUCCGAUCGAAAUUCGGGAUUUCGAUCGGAUCAUUGGGGGGGGCACGUACCCCCCCCCCCCCCGCCCACUGGCCACUGGCUCCGCCAGUGUUCACCCCCAUUUUACAUAGGUAAACUAUAAAUGUUUUAUCGCCUAAUUUACAUACAUUUUCCAUUAUCAGUGUUUUUAUUGUCUGGAUAAACCUUCCCCUCCCACCCCAGAUAAUUGAGAGAUAACUAAAUUGGUUAAUGCUACCCAAGUGAAGAUGCUAUUGAAAUUCCAAGAGAAAACCCGUAGAUGGCUUGUCAUCAGGCUUUGGCGAUGUUACUUGUUCUGCUGGCAAUGAUUUGGGAUUAAUUUGAACGCUAAGUACGGUGUAACAAAAAAAUGUCCACGUAUAAGAAGGGAAAAAUGGGUCAGGCAACUUAUUGUGGGAACAUUUGGUGGCAUCACACUUCCAAUUCACACCAAAUUGGGUUUAGCACAUUUAUAUUUUCCAUUUAGUUUGUGUCCUGAUGACAUUUCAAACAAAUAUUUCUAAAGGAUUAGACACACUUUUCUCACUGCCAGUGAUAAAAAUGGAAAUACAUUCAUAUUUCACCAGGGACACGUUUUAAGCAUUUAAAAAUCUGCUUAAAUUCCCCCCCCCUACUCAUUACGAGGGCUUCCCCACAUUUCCAUGAGUGGUUUGUCUUUCUUGAUUUGAAGCUUUCGUGACUGCAGGAAUCCAUACUCUUUGUUUCUUUCGGUAAAGUCACGUAGGUAAAAAAAUAAGCAAGAAAAAACGGCUGUUUUUUCUUGCUGUGGUUGUCUCACCUGAUGACGAUUGCUUGUGUUGCGAUCGAAACGUCGUGAUCUGUUAUUUUUCUACCUACGUGACUUUACCGAAAGAACCAAAGAGUUUGGAUUGUCUUUCAUUGCCAUUGGAAAUUAAAAAAAGUUGCUUGGCAGGGGCACCACUGACACCUGGAGCAGUGAGAAACAGCCCAGUUCAAUUUCCAGCUGUCACAGCAAAGCAGGUUCACGUGGCCACAAGCACCACACACUGCCACAAGCCUUUUAAGUUUCAGCUGCAGUUCGAUGUUGGUAAUUGUGACAUGGAGGCAUGGGUUUAACCAGCCAUAGGUCAUCUCCAGAGCAGGUCGGAUGGACAUUUUUGUGAAUUCUGUGCAAUGGAAAUGCCAAGGUGGAAUUUGCCAUUCACUCAAACCGGAGCCAUGAGCUAACUACCUUCCACUGCCCUUGCACCUAAUAAACAAAGCACACUUGUAUAAAAAGUAAUUUAUUUUUAUAAAUAUGUAUGCAUGUGUACAGAACAUCAGUGUAAAUGGCAGAUUUUUUCUCAUUUUUUGCAGCAUAUAUAUACACCCACUCAGACUGCUUCAUAUAGUGGCUUCACACAAUGAAAACAAUUGGCUACAGGUUUAUUUCAUAUAUUUUUAAUAAUGUUGACGCCAGUUCCGGUAGAUUGGUACAAAAAUUACAACUCUCCAUGUUAAACAUGGCUCGCAUUUCACUCUGGGGAGGCGUUCCAGUGCUUGGGAGAGUUUUGAUUUAGUAUACUUUUUUUCCGCGGCCUGUGAAAAAUGUGGCUUGUGAUGCUGUGAAGGUGCCCUACAUGGGUGUGGGACAAGAGUGACUGAAAACACUUCAGAACUCUUUCAAUACCCUUUAUAAACCAUGCUCUCACAGUUGGGAUUGAAUCGUGGACUUAGACGAUAGAGACCACACUUACUGACGGCCAGGGCAUCGGUUGAGUCUUAAGGUGUCUGAAUGGAUUGUCUGUCUGGGUAUGUAGGACAACCCUUUCUUGGUCUUGAGUUCCAUCCUCAAAAUUAACUUUUGCAAAGAAAACAGCAACUUUUGGGGGAUUUUUGUUUGCGCAUUGGCUGUCUGCGACAGCCGUACUGGGCUUGAACCUAGACGCACACUCGUUGGGUCAUAAGUUAGAGUUUCCCGCUCAAGGCAUCCGGCUGCAUGUGAAAUAUAAAAUAUAAUUUUGGGUCUUUCAUGACAUUUUUGUUUGUUCUCGCCAAAUUGUUUAAAAUCAAAAAUUUGUUAACGGAAUUUUGAGGUCAACCCCUUUUUUGUAUCCGCCCCGAAUUCUGUUAACUAUUUUUGAUCUUUAGACAUUACCGCUCAAUGCUUAUAUAGUCUGAUCGUAGGUGUGUUUUAAGCAAUACAUUGUUAACCUACAAUCAAAGUGUAAACACGUGUGAAAUAGGAAAGCUAAUGUUAUAUACGUUUUGCUAAUGGAAGAACAGUUCGAGCUGUUCCAAAAGAAAUGUAUAAUAAUGGAAAUUCUGAUCCCUUCUGUACCAAAUGUUUAAAAUUUAAAAUUCUGUAAAGUAUAAUGUACAUUUGGGGAAAUUUGUUAUUUUUUUCUGACUACAUUGAGCGUUUGUUAAGUGUGUUGCAUAAGAAUUCUGUAUAUAGGAUGUACGAUAAUAAUUUACAUUGGUCGGGUGAAGAGGGGUGUUAAGAAGAGUAAACAUUUAAAAGCAAAAAAAUAUUUUAAAGUUGACUUUGAAUAAUUGGGGAGAUCACAUUUCAGUUUGUGAAUCCACUGAGAUUGUUCACGGUCUUGCAGUUAACAUCCAAUGGCUUACAUUUACAACAAAAAAAAACUCUUCAGGUUAAAUAUGCUUGGCUUUCGUUUUUUUGCUGGUUCUUUAAGGAAUUUCACACUUUGGUCAUGACAAAAAUAAUGCAUUAUUAUUAUGACUAUCAAGGUCAUUGUUAGGAGAAAAGUGUGUAAUAUAAAUUGCAUUAUUUUGCAUGCACAUUCAUUUGGAAGCUCUUCCUGUCCAAUCCAAUGUGCUGUGUUACCUAUAUCGGUUGAAGACUUCUGACAACUGCAAAUUAUGCACAUCUGAGGAUGGUGUCAUUAUACAUGGGAGUAUUAAGGACAGGUUUUUUUACUAUUAAUUUUAAAUGUGUUUAUUUAAGUUUUAACAGACUCAUGAUUAUUUCACUCAGUGGCUUGGUUGCGAGGGUUCCAUUUCCGGUGGCGCAAACCCAGAACCGGCCGCUGUCCUCCCACUGCUCACCUUACACCCAACCUGCACUCCCAACACCAAGUCAGCCCAGACCCAAAACUAGACCUGGCCCUAACCUCAAAACCAACACAAACCCUAACUUAACCCUGGCCCCAACCUUAACCCACCCAUGGAUCGAGCCUUAAGCUCGUCCUGACAACAACUUUGACCUUUACACAACCAGGACUAUAUCCCACUUCAGACCUUAGCCAAUCACAAACCCCUACACAAAUGCAGUCUAACUAAAGCCUAACCAUAACCUGCACAGACUUUAACUGUAACCGAGUCCUUGACUGGUUCUAAGCCUAUAACUGUCGAGCUGUAUCCCAAACCUUUACCUAACCCUAACCUCGGUCGGUCCCCAACCUUAACGCCAACAUUUUCCUAGCAUUACCUCAAUCCAGUUCAAUGCAGACCUACACCAGCCCAAACCUCAACCUCUUAACUGAUCCACAUCAGGCCUAACCCAGGCCAUCAGAAGAUCUCGACCAUGUCCCCAACUUGUACCUACAUAUUGUGAUUCAUUGGUGGUGGCUCCCACAUAGGUUUUGAAGUUAAUUGCAGGUCGCUUCCUUUAGCAAUAGCUACCUUCUGCAAAGGAGGGAAACAUAAAACUAUGGGCACUCCUCUGAUCUGCCAGGUUACGUGACCUAAACUCCAAGCAUUUUUGCUAUAUCCAGAAACCCCCAAUUCUUAACUCUUGAUCUUAAUUGAGUUAACCUGAACUCUCUCUCAAUCCAAGUUCCUUAGCAUAACUCCUGCAUUUAAACGUCCACCAUAUGGAAUAACUUAUCUCCAAACUAAAAUGUAUCCUCACUCUAAACUGCAUGUCUAAGCGCAACCCCAGCUCUAACUUAACCCUAUGCAAUAAACGUAACCUCCCAACAGCUCAAGUUCAUAACCCUGAAACUGAGCCUAAUCUUACCCUGAUCCUUGCCUUGGCCAGCUGCUGUGCGAGAGGAGAGCAGUGUUGUGGAAGCGGUCUAGGGCUGUACCACUGAGGAAACGGUCUCUGGCUCGGGGUGGCUGGGGUCAUGAAUGAGUUGGCUCAGCGAUGACCUUGCCAUGCCUUUGUUUGGGGCCGGACAUCACACCGUCGCCUCAGCCACUCUUGCUACCAUGUACACGCUCGCAUGUAUACUCUGUUUAAAUAAACACAUGCGUAAGACGAGAA